CUUAAAUACAUCAAUCCCCUUAUCUCCAAUUCCUCACCAUCCCUUCUCACAAAUCAUCACCAACACAUUGCAAACCAAACACAAAAGCAACAAUGGCUCUUCUUGCUUUCAUCCUCUUAACCCUCCUUGUCUUUUCAAGCUCAUGUUGCUCCGCUACUCGGUUCCAGCAUCAGAACAGGUACAUACAGAGGAAAACAAUGCUAGAUUUAGCCAGCAAGAUUGGUAUCAACUAUGGUAGACAAGGAAACAACCUACCAUCUCCUUACCAAUCAAUCAAUUUCAUCAAAUCCGUCAAAGCCGGUCAUGUCAAGCUCUAUGACGCCGAUCCAGAGUCUCUCACACUCCUCUCUCAAACCAAUCUCUACGUCACCAUAACCGUCCCUAACCACCAAAUCAAUUCCCUCAGCUCAAACCAAACCACAGCUGAAGAAUGGGUCCAAACCAAUAUCCUCCCUUUCUACCCACAAACCCAAAUCCGAUUCGUCCUCGUCGGAAACGAAGUCCUCUCCGUUGAAGACAGGAACAUAACGGCGAAUCUUGUACCGGCGAUGCGCAAGAUCGUGACUUCUCUAAGAUCUCAUGGGAUUCACAACAUCAAAGUCGGGACACCUUUAUCCAUGGAUUCUCUCCGAUCGACAUUUCCUCCGUCGAACUCUACAUUCCGGGAAGAUAUUACCGGACCGUUGAUGUUGCCGUUGCUGAAGUUUCUCAACGGAACAAACUCUUACUUCUUCGUCAAUCUUCAGCCUUACUUCCGUUGGUCAAGAAACCCUAUGAACACCAGUCUGGAUUUUGCUCUGUUCGAAGGAAACUCAACUUAUACCGACACUCAAUCCGGUUUGGUUUACCAUAAUCUUUUUGACCAAAUGUUGGAUUCGGUUAUCUUCGCAAUGACCAAACUCGGUUAUCCACACACCCGCAUCGCGAUCUCCGAAACUGGAUGGCCUCAUUCCGGCGACAUCGACGAAACCGGAGCCAACGUUCUAAACGCCGCUACGUAUAACCGGAAUUUAAUCAAGAAGAUGACCGCAACUCCACCAAUCGGUACACCAGCUAGACCCGGUUUACCAAUACCAACAUUUGUAUUCUCCUUGUUCAACGAAAACCAGAAACCCGGUUCAGGAACACAGAGAAACUGGGGAAUCUUGCAUCCUGACGGUACACCAAUCUACGACAUAGAUUUCACCGGUCAAAAACCCUUAACCGGUUUCAACCCUCUGCCUAAACCGACGAACAAUGUUCCUUACAAGGGUCAAGUGUGGUGCGUACCGGUCGAAGGAGCCAACGAGGCUGAGCUUGAUGAAGCUUUGAGGAUUGCUUGUGGUCGAAGCAACACGACUUGUGCGGCUUUAGCUCCGGGAAGAGAAUGUUACGAGCCGGUCUCUAUUUCUUGGCACGCAAGCUACGCAAUUAGCUCGUACUGGGCUCAGUUCCGUACCCAAAACGUUCGAUGUUACUUCAAUGGACUGGCUCAUGAGACCACGACUAACCCUGGAGAAGCUGCUUUGCGCUCUAAUGAAUGGAAGGCUGUUCCUGAUAUCUGGAGAACAUCUGCAGAAAAGUAUGGUGAUAAAGUUGCAUUGAUAGAUCCUUAUCAUGAUCCACCUUUGAAGUUGACGUACAAGCAGUUGGAACAAGAGAUUUUGGACUUUGCUGAGGGCUUACGAGUUGUUGGAGUGAAAUCAGAUGAGAAGGUUGCACUUUUUGCUGAUAACUCCUGCCGAUGGCUCGUUUCAGAUCAAGGUAUAAUGGCCACAGGAGCAGUCAAUGUUGUCAGAGGAUCUAGAUCCUCCGUUGAAGAGUUACUGCAGAUAUACCGUCAUUCCGAAAGGAAAGAAGUUUCUGAUUUAGGUGUAGUUCUAGUGAAACACCUUCUUAAAUUCUCAUCUAUCUUUGUAGCCCUUGUUGUGGACAAUCCCGAGUUUUACAACCGCAUCGCUGAAACGUUUACUUCCAAGGCAUCUCUGAGGUUUUUGAUACUUCUCUGGGGUGAGAAGUCAUCGUUGGCUAGGCAGGAGAUGCAGAUUCCAGUUUACAGUUACACAGAUAUUAAAAACCUAGGACAGGAGAGACGUGCAGGAUCUAAUGAAACCAGGAACUAUAAAUCCAUCGGUUCAGAUGAUACAGCCGCGAUUAUGUAUACCAGUGGUACCACGGGGAAUCCGAAAGGCGUUAUGCUUACACAUCGGAAUCUCUUACACCAGAUAAAGCAUUUAUCCGCGUAUGUACCUGCUGAAGCUGGAGAUAGAUUUCUAAGCAUGCUCCCGUCAUGGCAUGCCUAUGAACGUUCUUGUGAAUACUUCAUAUUCACAUGUGGAGUGGAGCAAAUGUACACAUCUAUAAGAUUCUUAAAGGAUGAUCUAAAGCGGUAUCAACCACACUAUCUUAUCUCCGUUCCUUUAGUAUAUGAAACACUUUACAGUGGGAUUCAAAAGCAAAUAUCCACAAGUUCUGCUGCCCGUAAAUUUCUAGCACUUACAUUGAUCAAAAUCAGUCUGGCAUAUAUGGAGAUGAAGAGGGUCUACGAGGGUAUGUGUCUGACAAAAGAGCAAAAGCCUCCAAUGUAUAUUGUUUCUUUGGUUGAUUACUUGUGGGCGAGAGUAGUUUCUUCCUUAUUGUGGCCACUACAUAUGUUGGCCAAAAUCCUAAUAUACAAGAAAAUUCAUGCGUCUAUUGGGAUAUCAAAGGCUGGCAUUAGCGGAGGUGGUAGUUUACCCAUUCAUAUCGACAAGUUCUUUGAGGCUAUUGGUGUGAUUCUACAAAAUGGUUAUGGUUUAACAGAGACCUCACCGGUUGUUUGUGCACGGACACUUAGCUGCAAUGUUCUUGGUUCAGCUGGGAAACCAAUGGCUGGUACAGAGUUCAAGAUUGUAGAUCCUGAGACUAAUAAUGUUCUCCCUCCUGGUUCAAAGGGCAUUGUCAAAGUCAGAGGCCCACAGAUUAUGAAAGUUUAUUAUAAGAAUCCAUCAACCACAAAGCAAGUGUUAAAUGAGAGUGGAUGGUUCAACACAGGAGAUACAGGUUGGAUCGCUCCUCAUCACUCAACAGGAAGGAGUCGUCGAUGUGGAGGUCUCAUCGUUCUUGAAGGCCGUGCCAAGGACACCAUUGUGCUCUCUACAGGUGAAAACGUUGAACCAUUGGAGAUUGAAGAAGCUGCCAUGAGAAGCAGAUUGAUUGAACAAAUCGUUGUUAUUGGACAGGAUCAACGUCGACUUGGAGCUAUCAUUAUCCCAAACAAAGAGGAAGCAGAGAAAGUAGAUCCUGAAAUAUCAAAACUCAGCAAAGAAAAGCAGCUAAAGAGCUUGAUUACCCAAGAACUGAGGAAAUGGACAUCAGAAUGCUCGUUCCAAGUCGGACUGGUCUUGAUUGUGGACGAGCCCUUCACUAUAGACAAUGGCUUAAUGACACCAACGAUGAAGAUUAGACGGGACAAGGUCGUGGCUAAGUACAAAGACGAGAUUAAUCAACUUUACAAUUAACAACUUAUUGAUUUAGUCGUAUUUCUGUUGUUGAUGUAUUUAUUAAUUAAGCGAGAUGAAAACACUCAAUUCAUCUCUGUUGUAUUCCUCUAAACAUAUAUUCAAUAUGAUUACAUAAUAAAUUUUACUUUUAUUGAAGAUCUCCUUUAUAUAAAAAGGGAUAGAUUUCCCUAAGGAUAAAUUUCUAGGUUUCUAAAGGCUGCUACAUCAGCAAAAAUAAUUAACCAAUGGUAGAUUUUAAAACUGUUAUGUCAUUUUCUCUAAUCAAUAAUUUAAAGC
Molecule: messenger RNA, 3758 nt
Organism: Thlaspi arvense
Lineage: Eukaryota; Viridiplantae; Streptophyta; Magnoliopsida; Brassicales; Brassicaceae
Source: the annotation of a GenBank genome assembly